Plasmodium cynomolgi strain B is the source of this 3450-nucleotide messenger RNA. RefSeq names its product RNA helicase. Gene Ontology annotation, molecular function: nucleic acid binding; ATP binding. The transcript has 2 exons. Gene Ontology annotation, biological process: ribosome biogenesis. The record is from RefSeq and is a predicted model, not a curated record. Lineage: Eukaryota; Apicomplexa; Aconoidasida; Haemosporida; Plasmodiidae. The coding region runs from base 1 to 3450 and encodes 1149 amino acids. Gene Ontology annotation, cellular component: nucleus.
AUGGUGCUUCUGAAGCAUGCGUCCAAGGGGCGAGCCAUUGUUACGAGGGUGACCGGUGCCGCGAGGCUAGUGUGCAACGGGAGAGACGACCAUGCGUCGGUUGCACGUGGAGGGGUUACUCACCUGGCGGAUGACCAAGGAAGGGUUGCUCACCCGGCGGAUGAUCACGGAAGGGUUGCUCACCCGGCGGAUGCUCGCGGAGCGGCUGCCCCCCCCUGCGGGGAAUCCCACCUACGCGAGUUCACCAACGGAGACAAAAUAGUGUACGACAAUGCAGAGGACUUGCGCAAGUUCUGCGACAAAAAAUUUAAGAAGUUUCGAUCCGAGCUGAACAUACUCACAUCGUCCAACAGGGAAUAUGUGCCGUACCACCUGUUUGACUUCUUCCUCUCCCGCGGGUCAUUCGAGGAGGUGCACGAAAAGUUGGCCCUCAAAGUGGGACAGUUAAAAAGGGAGCAGCUAGAAGGGGCACAAUCAAAUGUGAGGAAAAUCGGGGAAGCAUGCCUCCCCAAGGCUGACAGACUUCACGAUGACGAGGGGGACGAUUAUUCUCCUUAUUUUUUGCCACACUUGUCUGACGCGAUGGAUGGGGACAUGGAUCAGAAUGCAGACCGCGAAGGAUGUGUACAAAAAAAAAAUAUAUUUUUUGGGGAGGGAAACAAAAAUGUGAAGGAGGAGAAGAAAAAAAUACCGUCGUUAUUGCAACUGAAACAAGUUAACCUUCUGGACAUGGACUCAUAUAUAAAAUUAAGUUUACAGAGGAACUUCCACGUGAAAUAUUUGACAACAGUUCAGUACUGUUUAUUUCCACUGUUUGUAAAAAAUUACGACAUUUUAAUUCACUCCGUUAAAGGCACAGGGAAGACGCUAUCGUACUGUCUCCCACUUGCCCACAAAAUAAUUGCACAGCUAGGUAAACUUAAAAGGGACUUUCCUCACUUGAAGGACAACUAUGUCCUUGCGCUGAUUAUCUGUCCGAACAGAAUUCUCGUCGAACAAACAUACGCAAUUGUAAAAAAAUUACUCAUGUACCAUCCGUAUGGCAUCAUAUGUCACUACAUGCAUGGAAAAAAAAAUAUGAACAUGCAAGGUGAAAUUGAGGAGCUAAAAAAAAAACAACACAUUAUUGUGACCACUCCAGCUAGUUUCAUCAAUUAUAUGAAAUUCACAUCUUCCUUCAAAGACAUGCUUUUUUUAUGUGACACGAUUAUCGUGGACGAAGCGUAUUUUCUAUUAAAUUCAAAUUUUUUACACAACGUUUUAACUAUCAAGGAUGUGUUGCCCAAGGGACACCAAACCGUUUUACUAACCUGUCAUGUUAAUAAUUUUUUAAAGCACUUGGCCUUCAGAUUUUUGCGCCUCAAUUAUGUGUACCUAAAUUUAGUGCACAACUGUGUGUAUGAUGAUGACACGUUUGAGGAUGCCACUAGGGGGGGUACACACCCCCAGUGCCACUACACAACAGAUGGGAGUGAAGAACGGAGCGGCCUUUCAAAUCUGACCAUUCGGGCGAAUCCCCCAUUUGAGUUGUACCACAAACUGAACGCCCAGCUCCUCUCCCUCUACAGAAACAACAUACUGAAUUGCACCCAGCUAGAAAAGCUUUGGUACUGCAAAGACGCCAAGACGUUUUACGACCACGUUAAUACAUUCGAUGCGUACAUCGUAGGGGAGCCAGUCCACCCGACAGAAGGGGGUGAAGACAAAAAAAGGGAAGAACACCCGGAAGAGCAAAAACAGAAGCUCACUCUGAGCCACAGCGAUUACAACAACUACACACAGUUCAGCCCCACACACGCCAAUUAUGAACAGAACAAAGGGAGACACAUCCCCACGCAUAUACUCCUAACGCAAGAGUACUUAAUAUACGAGUCAGACAAACUUGCCUUAGUAGUCUUCAAUAUUCUCUGCAGAGAGCUCCUCUCAAAUGAGAGUAUAAAGAUAGUCCUCUUCAUGCCCACUGUAAAAAUGAUUCAGUUUUUUUACGUCAUUUUCAAGCACUACAUUUUUAAGGGCUACCUGUGUUUGCUCUACCUGCGCGGAAAGCAAAGGGCCCACGGGGGGUAUACCAAUAUGAAGGGCGAUAACAGCAGCUACUACCACGGGGGGGGCGCUAAUUCGGACAGUGCCUCUGCCCACCCGCAGAACCACCACUACGAUAAGGAUUGCGUUACCUUUUCUGUCUCCUCCACCCCCUUCGUUUGGGCCCAUCCAGAACUGCGCAGCGCAGAAGAGGGGGGGUCCCUAGGUGGGAAUGGUCCCAUCGAGUUAGGGGAUAGAGCAGCGGACAGUUCGCUCAAUAUGGAAGACCCACACUCAAACAGAGGCAAAGAAAACAGUGAAGAGAACAAGUGCGACCCUGAUGAUGAUAAGUACCAACGUGAGUACGAAUUGCUAAAAGACGUCAUACUCUCCUGUCUGCACUCCAAAUUAAGUGCAGAUAAAAAAAUGUACACCCUGAACAGAUUUAACAACUCGGAGGGGAAGACCAAACAAGUCUUAUUCGCUUCUUCCCUGUUGUGUCAAGGAAUCGAAGUAGACAAGGUCGACUUGGUAAUACAGGUAGGGGUGUGUACCACCGUUGAUGAAUACGUUCUAAGGACGAAUCUCGCCACAUCGAAAAACACCAAGGGACGAAGCCUUCUCUUGUUAAACGAGUUAGAGGGACAUUAUUUGUUCACUCUUUACAAAAACAGCAUUAUGAUUAGCAGCAUCAGCAAGAGGUACUUGAGAGAUAUAUAUAAGGAUAACCCUUUGUUGGAUGCUCUGUUGAAGUAUAAGCGCAGGGGGGUUAGUGUGCCAAGUGGGUGUAGUGAGGAUGACCAACGGUCAACGGGGCAAUCCGUUAGCGAUAGGGGCAAAGCCGAUGAUGUAGGUGACAAACUGGGGGGAAAGCAUGCACUUGCGGGGGGAAAUUUUGCUCAUGAGGAGAAAAAGGAUCAUUAUGCUUAUAACCCCCCACUGAGACACAUCGAAUGGCACAAGCACGAGCACCUACUCUGUUCGUGCGAGCUGAUGUACAGAUCGCUCCUCGGGUUUUAUUGUCAACAAAACAAAUUUCUCAAGUAUGAAAAAUGGCAAGUACCAAGUUUAAUUAAAAAUAUGAUUUACUCCUUUGGCUAUUUUGAUAAUUUUUAUGUAACGAAAUCGAUGGCUGCGAGACUUCAAAUUUUAAAUGCGCCUGAUCUGUUCGUAAAAUUUAAUGCCACCCCGCGGAGUGUGCUCAUGUCCGCGUUGCCAUCUUACAAGGGAUACAAAUCCCAGAUGAAUGAAAUUUGGCGGAAAGGCCGCGCAGGUGGUCAGUCAGACGGAGUGUUGCCCUCUGGGGAGGACCCCCCAUUUGACACAGAACAGGGGGAAGUCAACUUGGAAGAAAAGGCGAAAAGACGCGAAAGUGGGGAUUACGAAAGGCACCCCUUGUAUUUCCCCAUUCGCACGUAUUUGUCCUGA